Tarenaya hassleriana is the source of this 2258-nucleotide messenger RNA. RefSeq names its product probable LRR receptor-like serine/threonine-protein kinase At5g63710. Gene Ontology annotation, biological process: protein phosphorylation. Gene Ontology annotation, molecular function: ATP binding; protein binding; protein kinase activity. The transcript is spliced from 12 exons. NCBI's taxonomy places the organism in Eukaryota, Viridiplantae, Streptophyta, Magnoliopsida, Brassicales, Cleomaceae. Bases 139 to 2034 code for a protein of 631 amino acids. The record is from RefSeq and is a predicted model, not a curated record.
AUCAUAAAAUUCACAUAUACACACACUCGGUGGUGGGAUUCUCUUUCUCUCAAAGCAGAGAGAGAGAGAGAGAGAGAGAGAGAGAGAAUGCCUUUUGUGGGUCCAAUGUGGCACUAACUCAGGAGUUGUCUUCUUUGGAUGAUCUUCAUUAUUGCUGCUGUUAUUGCCUUCAUUUACUCUUCAAAUCCCUCCAUUUUUUUCUCCAUCCCCUGUUUUGUGUUUUGUCUUCCUCUGUUUUCUCCACCGGUCAUGGCUAAGACAGAUUUAGGAGAUUGUUCCAGAUGGAAUCGUCGUCAUCAUCGCUUGCUCGUAAGCUGGUUCAUUGUGUUUUCUUGCGUGAGAAUCACUUCUCCAUCAACGCAACCAGAUGUGGAAGGCGGAGCUCUGCUGGAGCUUAGAGACGCACUUAACGAUUCAGACAACCGCUUGAAGUGGACACGCGAUUUCGUAAGCCCUUGCUAUAGUUGGUCUCAUGUCACUUGCAGAAACCAGAGUGUUGUUGCUCUGAGUCUUGCUUCUAAUGGAUUUACGGGAACCCUUUCACCAGCCAUCACUAAGCUCAAGUUCUUGGUUACGUUAGAAUUGCAGAACAACAGCUUGUCCGGUUCCUUACCAGAUUACAUCGGAGAAAUGGUGAAUCUACAGACUUUGAACCUAUCGAUGAACAAAAUCAUCGGCUCGAUACCCGCGAGCUGGGGACAGCUCUCUAAUCUGAAGCACUUAGAUCUGUCCUCCAAUAAUCUAAGUGGAAGCAUCCCAGUUCGGUUUUUUCAGAUCCCGACAUUCAAUUUCUCAGGGACUCGUCUCAUAUGCGGGAAUAGCUUGAAUCAGCCUUGUGUUUCGGGUUCUCGUCUUCCAGUCUCGUCCUCCAAAUCAAAACUAAGAGCCAUUACCUUCACUGCAAGUUGUGUUGCUUUCGUAGUUCUGUUUCUUGGAGCCAUCUUUAUGUACCAUCACCACCGUCUCCGCAGAAUCAAACACGACGUUUUCGUGGAUGUUGCUGGUGAAGAUGACAGGAAGAUUUCCUUUGGACAGCUGAAGAGGUUUUCGUUGCGGGAAAUCCAACUCGCGACAGAUAGUUUCAGCGAAAGCAACUUAAUCGGGCAAGGAGGUUUCGGAAAAGUUUACAGAGGCGUGCUUCCGGACAAGACGAAAGUCGCGGUGAAACGCCUCGCCGAUUAUUUCAGUCCCGGGGGAGAGGCCGCGUUCCAGAGGGAGAUCCAGCUCAUUAGCGUCGCUGUUCACAAGAAUCUUCUUCGGCUCAUCGGCUUCUGCACAACCUUCUCCGAGAGAAUCCUAGUCUAUCCGUACAUGGAGAAUCUGAGUGUCGCCUACCGCCUUAGAGAUCUGAAGCCGGGAGAGAAAGGAUUGGACUGGCCGACGAGGAAACGAGUGGCAUUCGGUUCAGCCUCUUCAAAUCCCUCCAUUUUUUUCUCGUUUCUGAAGGCAGCAAAUAUCCUUCUGGAUGAUAACUUUGAACCGGUCCUCGGAGAUUUCGGUCUGGCUAAGCUUGUGGACACAUCAAAAACUCAUGUGACCACCCAAAUCCGUGGCACAAUGGGUCACAUUGCCCCGGAAUAUCUCUGCACCGGAAAAUCUUCGGAAAAGACAGAUGUCUUCGGUUACGGUAUAACCCUUCUCGAGCUCGUGACUGGUCAACGAGCAAUCGAUUUUUCCCGUCUCGAAGAAGAGGAAAACGUUCUUCUGCUCGAUCAUAUAAAGAAGUUACUGAGAGAAGAAAGAAUCCGAGACAUAGUAGAUGGAAACCUGACCUCAUAUGAGCAAAAGGAAGUGGAAACCAUCGUUCAGGUGGCACUGCUAUGCACACAGAGCUCGCCCGAAGAACGACCGACGAUGUCCGAGGUUGUCAAGAUGCUUCAGGGGAUCGGCGGUCUGGCCGAGAGAUGGGCAGAGUGGGAACAGCUCGAAGAAGUCAGAAACCGAGAAUCGUUGUCGCUCCCAUCUCUGCCUGCGGCUUGGGCUGAAGAUUCCACCCUCGAUCAAGAAGCUAUUCAGUUAUCAAGAGCUAGAUGAAGAUUUCUGACACAAUACAAUCUCAGUAGAUUUUUUUUUUUUUUUUUGCAUUCCAGACAAAACUAGUAGUAAGAUGUCUGGACUAGUUAAGUAACAAGCUUCUAACUGUAAUAGAAACAAGAAAGAGGAGUCAGUAUUGUGCAUAUAUGAACAUGUAUGCAUGAAAAACCCCACCGCCUGUAUAAUAGACGAUAGUAUAUAUAUACAUAUAUAUACUUGUUGUA